GCGGAAGUCGGCCGCUCGCUAGGUCCCGGCACUGACCGCAGCGAGCCCCCGCCGCCCGCGGGCCCCGGAGCCAGCCCGCACCGGAUUGUAGGUUUGGGAGCGCGCAUCUCCUGGUGUCGACUGAAUCUUGCUGGCUCUUCAGUGUCCCGCCUGCCCUUCAGUCUGAUGCCUGUCCAGCCCUCCGAUCCCCUGGAAUGGAAUGAGUCUAUGCACUCCCUCCGGAUCAGUGUGGGGGGCCUUCCCGUGCUGGCGUCCAUGACCAAGGCCGCAGACCCCCGCUUCCGCCCCCGCUGGAAGGUGAUCCUGCCGUCCUUCGUGGGUGCCGCUGUCCUCUGGCUGCUCUACGCCCACCGCCCUCCUCCUGGCCGGCCCCCUGUGCCCAAUGCCCACAACUGGAGGCUCGGCCAGCCACCUGCUGACCGGUACAAUGACACCUAUCCCCUAUCAGCCCCCCAGAGGACCCCCGGCGGGACUCGGUACAGAAUCGCCGUCAUUGCCGACCUGGACACGGAGUCAAGGGCCCAAGAGGAAAACACCUGGGUCAGUUACCUGAAGAAGGGCUAUCUGACCCUGUCAGACAGUGGGGACAGGGUGGCCGUGGAGUGGGACCAAGGCCGUGAGGUCCUGGAGUCCCACCUGGCAGAAAAGGGGCGGGGCAUGGAGCUGUCGGAUCUGAUUGUCUUCAAUGGGAAGCUCUACUCCGUGGACGACCGGACAGGCGUUGUCUACCAGAUCGAAGGCUCCAAGGCCGUGCCCUGGGUGAUCCUGUCCGACGGCGACGGAACCGUGGGGAAAGGACAGGGGCUCCCAGGCAAGGCCAUGGCCCCCCUGCGGCUCCUGUGGAUGUGGCUGCUGGUGGCGGGGAUUCAAGGCGUGAAAGACGGCGACAUGCGGCUGGCCGACGGGGACGCCGCCAACGAGGGCCGCGUGGAGAUCUACUACAGCGGCCAGUGGGGGACGGUGUGUGACAACCUGUGGGACCUGACAGAUGCCAGCGUUGUCUGCCGAGCCCUGGGCUUCAGGAAUGCCACCGAGGCUCUGGGCAGAGCCACCUUCGGGCCAGGAAGGGGCCCGGUCCUGCUGGACAAGGUGCAGUGCACAGGGACAGAGCCCUCGCUGGCCAGCUGCACAUUCCCGGGCUGGAUGAAGAGCCACUGUAGUCAUGACAAGGACGCCGGCGUGAUCUGCACCAACGAAACCAGAGGCAUCCACACCUUCGACCUGUCCAGCGAGCUCCCCGCAGCUCUAGAGCAGAUCUUUGAGAGCCAAAAGGGCUGUGACCUGUUCAUCACGGUGAAGACGAAGGAGGAGGACGAGCUGGGCAUCUGUGCCCACAAGCUGAUCCUGUCCACCAACCCCGAGGCACACGGCCUGUGGAAGGAGCCGAGAAGCAGGGUCACCAUGGAGGUGGACACCGAGUGUGUGCCUGUCGUCAGAGACUUUAUCAAGUACCUCUACUCCCGGAGGAUCGAUGUCUCUCUGUCGUCAGUGAGGUGCUUGCACAAGCUCGCCUCUGCCUACGGGGCCAAGCGGCUGCAGAGCUACUGCGGGCACCUCUUUGCCAUCCUCCUCCCCGAGGACCCCUCUUUCCGGACGCCCCUGGACCUCUAUGCCUAUGCCCUGGCCAGCCGGGACCCCGUGCUGGAGGAGAUCUGCGUGCAGUUCCUGGCCUGGAACUUUGGGGCCCUGACGCAGGCCGAGGCCUGGCCGAACGUCCCCACGGCCCUGCUCCGAGACCUGCUCUCCAGGAGUGAGCUGGUCACGCCCAGCGAGCUGGCCGUGCUGCUGGCCUUGGAUGAAUGGAGCCAGGAGAGGCGCAUCUCCCGCGGGGAGGUGGAGGGCCUGCUGGAGAGGGUGCGGUUCCCCAUGAUACUACCCAGGGACCUCUUCACGCUGCAGUUUAACCUGUCCCUGUACUGGAGUCACAAGGCGCUCUUCCAGAAGAAGAUGCUGCAGGCCCUGGAGUUCCACACCGUGCCCUUCGAGCUGCUGGCUCAGUACAGGGGCCUGAACCUCACCGAGGACAUCUACCAGCCCCGGCUUUACACCUCGCCCACCUGGAGCGCCUCCGUGAUGGGUUCCGAUUACGACCGCUACCGGUCCUUCCAGACGCCCCAGCACCCCAGCUUCCUCUUCCAGGCCAGCUCAGUCUCCUGGUCUUUCGUCUACCUCCCCACCAUCCAGAGCUGCUGGAACUACGGGUUCUCGUGCUCCUCUGACGACCCCCCACUCCUGGGCCUCUCCAAGUCUAGCUACUCCAAUCCCACCAUCGGUUAUGAAAACAAGGCCCUGAUGCUCUGUGGGGGGAACUUCGUGGCGGACGUCACCAACUUCGAGGGCUGGAAGGCCCUGAUCCCCGGCGCCCUGGGCACCAACAGCUCCAGGAGGGCUUCCUUCUUCCCCUGCCCGGCAGGGUCCUUCAGCAGCUUCCAGGUCGCCAUCCGUCCCUUCUACCUGACCAACUGCACGGGUGUGGACUAGACCCGAGGCUGGGGGAGCCGGGGUGGCAGGAGCACCCAGAGGCUGGGCACCUCCCAUCCUUCACCUCCUCUCUGCAACCGUCUCCAACCACCGGCCACCAGAUGGCCCCCCUGCUUCCCUUGAUCUCUCCGAGCUUAAAGAAAUUACUGGAAGGUUUCAACUAGUCCACAGACCGAGAACUCCUGCUUCCCGCUGCCUGACUGGUUUGUUGGGGAGCCACAAGCCGUGAACCAGGAGCUGUCGGGUCUCCUACCCUGCCUUUCACUCCGCCCUCUGCUGUCCCUUAUCUGAGAUCAUUGAGAUUGCACUGUGGUUCCCAAGUUCUCUCGUUCAUGCAGAAAGAGUUAUUGAGUCCACUGGGUGUUCGGACACUGGGUGUGCUGGGCCCCGGGGUCCAGUGAAGGAGCAGACCCAGUCCUUUCCACGUGAAGCUGCAGUCUUGUGGGUGAGACAGGCGAUCACAAGUAAACAAACACCUGGGGUAAAUACAAGCUGGAAUAAUGGGUGAUGGAAACCAGAGAGUGGCAGGGGGGAGGCACAGGCAGGAGCUACUUUAGUGGAUCUCAGUGGAGAAAUGAAGAGUGAGGGGCAGCAGAUGUGGGGGAAUGGGAGGAGGGCGUGUUCCAGGUAGAAGGAACAGCACGUGCCUGGGAUCUUUUCUCCAUCAAUCCUUGCACAUGUGCACAGGGAUGGGGGCAGAGAUUCUCAUCUCAGCGUUGUUUGUAAAAAUGGAAAUUUGCAAAGAACCUUAAAAGGCCACCAACAGAGUGCUUGACCACAAAUAAAAGACACCCACGAUGGGGGGGGGUGGUCAGGCAGAAGAAGGAUAUACUAGAAGGAUACUGGAAGACCCACAGAAUCUAGGCCAAGGAGGGGGGACCGGGCCUGGAGUUCCGUGGGUACAUCCCGUUAGAAUGCCAUCACCGGGUUCUGGGCGCUGGAGGCUGCCCCUACCGGAGCAGGGCAGGAAUUCUAAACUCUCCCCGCUUCUUUGUGAUGCACACUCCAGGCACAGGGCCCCAGUGGAAGCAUCUGGUUGGCCAGGCUCAGGCCAUGUGCCCUCCACUCUUGGCCAGGGUCUGAGAGAACAAGUAUCUGGACUGUUUUGGCCUCGAGAAGGGAGGCGGCACAAGGUUCACCCAAUGGGAGGGAGGUUCACGGGCCGGGCAGCCCAGACUCAGCCGUCCCCGCCGCCACACACUCCUCUUCCCCAGCGGCCCUGCGAAAACAAAAGCAGGGCCACAAAGCCUCCGCCUGAUCCCACACAGCUUCACCCCUUCCCGAAGGGGGCCCCCAGGCCACCCCCACCCCGGGCUCCGGGCCCACCAUCUUGGCCACCUCUGUAGCGGUCCUUUGACAUUUAAAAAAUCUAUCACUUUAAAUCACACUGUUGACCAUUGCCAUCACCACUGUCGGCCACAUCAGCAGGUAAAGGAAGACAGAAAGGAAAUGUUCAUUAUCAGUGUGCACCAGACACGCACAGGGGAAUGCUGUCCUCGCUGUAGCAAUGAGUCAAGAGACCACAGCGUCUCCCCUCUCCUACCCACUCCGUGGACCUCUGCCCACAGCCAGCACCGCGGCAGUGAAGGUACAGGCCUGGUCAGAUAACCAGAACCUUCCAGAGAGCUCAAGGCCCCGGUGGAUUCUGGCUGUAAGGCAAUCUACAGCCCCACAUCGAGCCAUUGGAUUCCGGCAGUUUGAGGAGACACCCGAGAAAUCACCGAGUUCCUUCCAUCCUCCUUGUGGGCUUUCGAGUGGCGGACCUGUCCCCCUGACGAUCAGGGCCCACCAGCCCAGGGCAGGCCUCCUGCUUUCUUUCUGCAUGCAUUUGCCCAAGCACAUGAGUGCUCCCACAGGCCAGAUGCUGCUCUCAGCUUCUGGUCAAUGCAGCGUGGAGGUGUCUCUUGGUGGAAACAUUCCUCUCAUAGGUAUAAAACCUCUAAACCAGCAAAGCCCAGAGUUAGGGGGACCAGAAGCAAAACAUCUGCCCCUGGGGGACUUGCUGUCCUGCCCGGCCACCACUGGCUCCCAUACUGGGGUUCCAGGUCCGGGAGAACCACACACUGGCCGUGAGCCCAGUGUGCGCCACGGACUGGAGGACAGGGUUGGGUUUUUGUUUGGGGUUGUUUUGUUUGGUUUAUUUAUUGGUUUUAUUAAGGAAUCUGGAAGUAGGUUGAUUCCAGGAUUGGCUAAUGGGCUGUUGACCUGUCCUCAGACCUCAGACCCAGGUUUCUUCCAUCUUUCGUCAUGGAAGAAUUCACAAACCAAUUCCGUGUCAUGGGCUACUCAUACGUCAGUGAGUCCCUGGGCCUCGGCACCUGCAUGAUCUGGGGGCGCCAUGCUGUUCGGUGAGUCCAGGGUUGGUAGCACUAAGGCAGACUGAUGGGUGGGGAGGACCAGUCCAAAUCUUGUUCAACGUUGAUUCCUUGGAGGGUGUUGACACCUCGGGGCAAGCUGCCUCGUGCUCUGACUCCAGCCUUUUUGGGUCACCAGUAAAGGGCUGGAGCAGCACCACGUGUGGCACGUGUCACCUCAAAUGUCCAGACGUGGUACCCUUUUCUAAGUGGCCAGGGCCACCUGUCUUCAAUUCGGCCCAGGGCGAUGGCUGUGGCAUGGGGAGAUGGCAGGAGGCGGGCCCAGAAUCAGAGAGCUGACGUGGUCCCGAGGCAGGUCGUACGUGUGUGUGUGUGUGUGUGUGUGUGUGUGUGUGUGUGUAUAACACUUUGCUCCGAUCAGGCCGUGUCUGGAACAGAAGGGCCUAUUGGUAUCUUCACCUGGUCUAGUUCAGGAUAAUCUACUAACCAAGUGUUUACGAGAGCCCGUGAAGCCUUUCCCGGGAGCUCUGGGUCACCUGGUUAAUGGCCAGGAGGAAGGUUGUCAGUACCACACAGACUGUUUAAGUCCAGGCCCUAAGACAUUUGACCACUUGCUUCCGAGGGGGUCCUGGGCAACCCAGGCAUUGGGAGGGGACCACACCCCUAUCAUGAUGGCACAAUCACUUCUGCUUACUGCUUCUCGGGUUUUGUUGUUGUUGUUUCAAUGUUACAAUCAAAGUAAGAGUUUUGCAAACUGCUUAUCUGUUUUGGUCUUGAGCAUCUCAUGGACAGCUAAUCACAUCCUUCCCAUUGCAUUAGGGAAGCCCUCUCAAUGGCAGUGUCUCUGGUGGGGGGGCCCUCUCUGACCUUCAGAGAUAAGCCACAAGGGCACUUUCUAAGAGGCCGGUGCUUCCUUCCCCAGUGCAUUUCACCAGGUCUUGUAGGGAGGAGAGCUGUCUGGGUUUUUCCAGAUCAGGGGCUAGAGAUUGACUGCAUACAGUACACUCUUCAGGGGUCCCGGCUCCUGGAUUCCUUUCUCUGCAUCGUACUGAGGAAUUCAUGGGCCCACAGGGAGGCCAGUUUUCAGUCAACCAAUUGAGGAGAUAAUUAGCAUCACUCUCAGCUGCUCAAGCUAGCAAGGACGCUAGGUCUCUGAUGGAUGUACCUGUAUUAGAUAUUUUUAGCUUUGGCUUCAUAUAAUGAAAACAGAAAAUAGCAGUGGCAUAUAAGAGAUACUCUAUUUUUCUCUCACAUGGAAGAGAGGUGGGCUCCUCCUCUUUCUACACCACUUAGUAUGUGACUGCCAUCCUCAAGGUUACCUUGUGGUCCAUAAUGGCUGCUGGGAUUCCAGCCAUCAUGUCUACCUUUCAGGAAGCAGGAAGGAGGUAGCAGAAAAAGACAAAGGGCUUUCCCCAGCUGUCUAUCCCCCGAGACUGAACACAUCUUAAAUUUUUCACCUAAGGUGCCUCACUUGCUUCAUCCUUGCUUUUGUCCCGCUAGAAACAAUCACCUCUGACCCUGCAAUCCUUGAACACCUCAUUCCAAGGAACCACAGGCAAAAACUGAAUCAGCCUCUUCAUGACUGUGUGCAAUGCCAGAUUCCCAUCCCUGGAUGCCAGUGGGAUUGGGGGAAACAGAUUUCCUGGUGUAUAACAUAUACAUAUACCUAUGCAUAUCUAUAUCUAUGUGCAUAUACAAGUAUAUAGAGCUUUGUUCAGUGCUCUUCAGUGGAAGAGCAGCAUGUGCCUUUCAGUGGUGGCCUUGUUUAGCUCAGUAUUUUGUCUGGGAUUCAUGCAUAUUUUUCCAUGCAGCAGAGCAGAAUUCCAAUGUCUGAAUUUAGCACAAUUCAACCUGUUCUACAGCUUUGGGACUGUCUCCAGUGUUUUGGUGUUUUGAGUGAAGCUUCUACGAGCAUUCUUGUGACAUCUUUGGUGGACACGUGGGAUCAUUUCUCUUGGGUGUGCACCCAGGAGUGGAAUUGCUGGGCCAGUGCGUUUAGCUGUCCCCGGGCCCACGCUCCCCGGCAGCGUGUGUGAGUCAUUUGUUCCACAUCCUCACCAGCACCUCACUGCCUCCAUCUUUUUAACUGCAGCUGCUCUGGUAUAUGUGUGUACAAAUGGGAUGUCCUCUGCUUUCAGCCCCCCACUUCUCUGAGGGUCCAUUCCCUGAAAUGCAUUUCCAGCAUCAAUUUCUAUACCAGCCAACAUCCUUAGUUGCUGAAAACAGAAACCAACUCUGGUGAACUUAAGCAGAAAAGGGAUUUGUGGAAGGAAUUAGGAAGCUCGCAGAAAUGGGUGGGAAGGCUAGAGAACCAGGCCCAGGGACUGAGCAAGAAUGAAGGAAGGUUGGUGUCCCAGGUAACUUUCGACAGGUAACUAACCACUGCGAAACACAGCAGCUCAUUCCUCCACCAUUCAUCUGUGUGUGACCAGCUGAGCUCGGCUGGGAUGGGUUAUCUUUGCUCUGCACAGGGUUGGCUGGGCUCACUCAUGUUGAGGCUUCACCGGGGACGGCAGGAAUGGGCGGGGAGGGCUCCCUCCAUACGGUCUCCCAUCCUGGUGGACGAUGACCCAGGUUUGGUCACGUGGUGGGCGGUGUUCCAUGAUGCGAGAUUCAAGGCCUCCCGAGGCCCAGGCUUGGAACUCACCCCCGACAUCCCAGGGCCAGCAGGGAUCCAAGGGUUAGGAAAAGAGACUCCACCUCGUGACGCGAGUAACUGCUAUUUGUAAUCGGCUGUUUGCAACUAGGAAGCCGAGAACAGCAGGACCCGGAGAGUCAGGUUGGAACGGAAACCACCCGUGCCCGGCCCGUGGAGGUGCUCACUGCCUGGUGGGACCCCGGCUUCCGGACGCUGCCUCUGUGGCCGUUCCACCGCCCCCAGCAAGCACCCUGAACCAGCCCUGCGUCGCCGGGUACAGGCUGCAGACUCAAGGCCCCAAGAGGCCAUCUGAGAGCAGUGACCUGGUCUUUUCAGCUCACGUGAUGACAGGUUUCCCAAACACAGGAGGGAGACUCAGAUGCGCUGAGGCAUAAAUACUUUACAGGCCCUCCGUAGAGUAGAAAAUCAUACAGCUGUUCAAAAGGACUUCGUGGACCCCUGUGUACUGACGUGAAAGAUCUUCAAGACACACCAUCAACUUGGACAAACAAACAUGUAGAACAAUCCUGCCUUGAACAUUCACUGUUGUCUGCUGAGUGUCUCACACGUUCCUUCCCAAAACGACGCAGAUUUUCACUCCGGAACCUAACCCCCAUCCCCCCUCCGCUGAGCAGCAGUCCUGGGCGAUCCCAGGGAGGGGCCCAGGGGAGCCACAGUUACUGGUUUGGGGCGCACGUGGUUGGGGGCAAAGAGCUUAUGACCCAUGUCGGUGCUUCUGUUGGGGGAGGGGAUUCACGGGACACUUUCCCCUUGAAGACAGUUGUGUAUCCCUCGGGCAAGGAGAGGUGUUUGUUUGUUUUUAAUUUAUUCGAUUUACUUUUUAAUGGAGGUGUAUGUGACAUAAUGA
Molecule: messenger RNA, 8302 nt
Organism: Physeter macrocephalus (sperm whale)
Lineage: Eukaryota; Metazoa; Chordata; Mammalia; Artiodactyla; Physeteridae
Gene: CANT1
Product: calcium activated nucleotidase 1
Exons: 9
Coding region: 166-2481 (771 amino acids)
Biological process (GO): proteoglycan biosynthetic process
Cellular component (GO): membrane; extracellular matrix
Molecular function (GO): calcium ion binding; UDP phosphatase activity; protein binding
Source: RefSeq, a predicted model, not a curated record